AUGCCUCCAGCUAUUCAACAUGAUCACAAAGGGUUAACACGCCAAGAGUUCGAGGAAUUGAAAACAAAAGCUCUGGAAGCAAGAGAUUUAUCGUAUUCGCCAUAUUCAAAGUUCAGGGUCGGAUGUUGUAUUCUAACAAAUUCUGGGAAAUACUUCCAAGGUGCCAAUGUUGAAAAUGCAUCUUAUGGCGCCUCAAUUUGUGCAGAAAGAACAACAAUUUGCUCAGCAAUUAUACAGAAAGAAAAAAGCUUCAAGGCAAUUGGGAUCUCAAGUGACUUAGAAGAAGUUAUUACUCCUUGCGGGAUAUGUAGGCAGUUUAUCAGGGAGUUUGGGAAGACAAUCCCAAUUUACAUGUUCAAAAGUAACGGUGACUUCAUCAAGAUGUCUUUGGAAGAAAUUUUGCCAUUGAGCUUUGGACCAGAGCAAUUGUCAUGA
Messenger RNA from Hansenula anomala, 435 nucleotides. RefSeq names its product cytidine deaminase (gene CDD1). NCBI's taxonomy places the organism in Eukaryota, Fungi, Ascomycota, Saccharomycetes, Phaffomycetales, Wickerhamomycetaceae. Gene Ontology annotation, cellular component: cytosol. Gene Ontology annotation, molecular function: cytidine deaminase activity; zinc ion binding. The transcript is spliced from 3 exons. The record is from RefSeq and is a predicted model, not a curated record. Bases 1 to 435 code for a protein of 144 amino acids.